AUGCUUGAGAGCGACAAGUAUGUGCUACCCGGGGACGAUCAUGAGAUCCUUCAGAGCACCGACUUGCAGGUCGUUCAAGCCCGCAUUCAGGAAAUUAUAAGGGUGCUGAAUAAUUUCAGAGAGAUGAGGGAAGGAAACAGAUCCCGUAACGAUUAUAUCUCCCAGUUGCUCAAGGAUCUUUGCCUCUACUACGGAUAUAACGAAUAUCUGAUGGAGAAAUUGUUCUAUAUCUUUCCUGUUUCGGAGGCGAUCGAAUUCUUUGAGGCUAACGAGGUGCCCAGGCCUGUCACUAUCCGCACCAACACUUUGAAGACUCGUCGUCGCGAGCUCGCUCAGUCUCUGAUUAAUCGCGGAGUGAACCUCGACCCUAUCGGCAAGUGGAGCAAAGUCGGCCUUCAAGUCUUUGACUCUCCCGUACCCAUCGGAGCGACUCCUGAGUACUUGGCAGGACACUACAUGCUGCAGGCGGCAUCUUCAUUUUUACCCGUUAUGGCGCUUGCUCCUCAGGAACAUGAGCGGAUUCUGGAUAUGGCCUCUGCACCAGGAGGAAAGAGUACCUACAUUGCUGCACUGCUCAAGAAUACAGGAAUGGUGUUUGCAAACGAUGCAAAUAAGGACCGUACGAAGUCUUUGGUGGCUAACAUUCACCGUCUGGGAGUCAAGAACGCUGUUGUCUGCAAUUACGAUGGUCGCGAAUUCCCUGGUGUGAUUGGAGGGUUCGACCGUGUGUUACUCGAUGCCCCUUGCUCAGGAACAGGAGUCAUCUCAAAGGAUGCGUCCGUUAAGACCAACAAAUCAGAACAGGAUUUCCAGAUGCUUUCACAACUUCAAAAGCAGCUGGUGCUGAGCGCUAUCGACUCCGUUGAUGCAGGAAGCAAAACUGGCGGAUACAUUGUGUACUCGACUUGUUCGGUUACCGUUGAUGAGAAUGAGGAUGUGGUCAACUACGCCCUCCGAAAGCGUCCCAAUGUGAAGCUGGUGUCGACUGGACUGGACUUCGGCAAGGAAGGAUUUACGCGUUACAGGGAGAAGGCCUUUCAUCCCUCCCUCAGCUUGACCAGGCGCUAUUACCCACACAUGCACAACAUGGAUGGUUUUUACGUCGCAAAGUUCAAGAAGAUAAGCAACAAGAUUCCCAAGAAGAACGAGGACAAUGCCGACCCAGAUGAAGAGGAGGAGUUCACGCCUAUCACCGAAGACUCUGGAAAGCGCUCGCGUGGUGGAAAGAAGAAGGAUGAGUCGAAGUCGACGACUGAGGAGCCCGUGAAGAUCACAUUCAACGCCCAGGAAGAUGAAGAGCUCAUUAGAGGUAAAAACAAGGAAGACGUCGCCUAA
Molecule: messenger RNA, 1335 nt
Organism: Gamsiella multidivaricata
Lineage: Eukaryota; Fungi; Mortierellomycota; Mortierellomycetes; Mortierellales; Mortierellaceae
Product: NOL1/NOP2/sun family-domain-containing protein
Exons: 3
Coding region: 1-1335 (444 amino acids)
Biological process (GO): maturation of LSU-rRNA; rRNA base methylation
Cellular component (GO): nucleolus
Molecular function (GO): RNA binding; rRNA (cytosine-C5-)-methyltransferase activity
Source: RefSeq, a predicted model, not a curated record